AUGAGUCUGGUUUUCGACUUCGGUCACAUCGAGAUGGCUUGGUGGGUAGCUGAAGACGUCCGGCAGCACCUCGUGUUUAAGACGCUGCAGAUUGAUAAACGCGAAAUUGUGGUGCAUACAAAGUUUCAGGACGAAAGCGUGCGACGAAGUAUUUGGGACGCCAUCCAGCGGUGUCCGAACGAUAUUCAACAGUUGGCAUCCGGCAGCGAAGCCUCGAGCGUGUCAAUGGGCACGUUCACGAGCGAGAACUUGGUGCGCGUGCGGCCGGCGAUGGUAUCGGCGUCGCUCUCAGCCCCCGCGGGCUCUUCUACAUACUGUACUGAUUAA
Phytophthora sojae is the source of this 327-nucleotide messenger RNA. RefSeq lists its product as hypothetical. The record is from RefSeq and is a predicted model, not a curated record. The transcript has a single exon. The coding region runs from base 1 to 327 and encodes 108 amino acids. Lineage: Eukaryota; Oomycota; Peronosporomycetes; Peronosporales; Peronosporaceae.